Messenger RNA from Triticum turgidum subsp. durum (durum wheat), 771 nucleotides. The record is from the annotation of a GenBank genome assembly. NCBI's taxonomy places the organism in Eukaryota, Viridiplantae, Streptophyta, Magnoliopsida, Poales, Poaceae.
AUGCUCCGCCUCCGAGAGUGCGUCAUUUCCCGUCUCCUCUCUUCCCCAUCCACCUCCACCUAUGCCAUCUUCCCACUCUGUCGUCUCCUCUCCGCCGCCACGCCCCACAUUUCCCCAUAUCCCAGUGGCUUUACCAUGGAGGAGUACCUCAUCGACACCUGCGGCCUCACCCGGCUCCAAGCCCUCAAGGCCUCCAAGAAGCUCUCCCACCUUAAGUCCCCCACCAAGCCCGACGCCGUCCUCGCCUUCCUCGCCGGCCUCGGCCUCUCCGGCGCCGAUGCCGCCGCCGUCGUCGCCAAAGACCCGCGGUUCCUCUGCGCCAAAGUGGACAAAUCCCUGGUCCCCGUCGUCGCCGGGCUUGCCGGCCUUGGUCUCCUGCGUCCUGAGAUCGCCCGCCUAGUCUCGGUUGUCCACUGCUACUUCCGAACCAGGCCCAUCGUCUCCAAGACGCACUACUACCUGCCCCUCUUAGGCUCCUUCGACAACUUCCUCCGGGCGCUCCAGCGCUCGUCCUGCCUACUCUCAUCGGACCUUGGCAAGGUGAUCAAGCCCAAUGUCAUGUUCCUGCAGGAGUGCGGCCUAAAUGACUGCGAUAUUGUCAAGGUGUGUAUCCCUGUGCCGAGGAUGCUGACCACCAACCCAGAGCGUGUCCGCGCGAUGGUGGCAUCUGCUGAAAGAUUAGGCGUGCCUCGUGGCGCUGGGAUGUUUAGGCCAGCGCUACAGGCUGUCGCGUUUCUCAACGAGGAGAAGAUUGCCGCCAAAGUGGACUAA